Messenger RNA from Arabis nemorensis, 2007 nucleotides. Lineage: Eukaryota; Viridiplantae; Streptophyta; Magnoliopsida; Brassicales; Brassicaceae. The record is from the annotation of a GenBank genome assembly.
AUGGGAGGUAGUAGGAAGCAUGUUGUCACUAGAUAUUCCCCUUCUCUCGCUAUUGUCGAAACAAAUCAACAAGUUGUUCCCAUGGAAGCACCUAUUGUGUCUUCCUACAAUGAUCGGAUCAGGCCGUUGCUGGACACUGUCGACAGGCUAAGGAACCUUAAUGUGAUGAAAGAAGGGAUUCAGCUUCCCACCAUUGUAGUUGUUGGAGACCAGUCCUCGGGGAAGUCAAGUGUUCUCGAGUCUUUGGCAGGAAUCAGUUUGCCUCGUGGGCAAGGAAUCUGCACUCGGGUUACUCUGGUGAUGCGGCUUCAACGAAGCCCUAACCCUGAACCUGAGCUCUGGUUGGAGUACAGUGACAAGGUCGUUCCUACUCACGAGGAACACAUAGCUGAAGCGAUAUGUGCUGCAACUGAUGAAAUCGCUGGAUCUGGUAAAGGGGUUUCAGAUGCUCCCUUGACCCUCCAUGUUAAGAAAGCUGGUGUUCCAGAUCUUACCAUGGUUGAUCUUCCCGGAAUAACUCGAGUUCCAGUGAACGGACAGCCUGAAAACAUUUAUGAGCAGAUAUCGGGCAUGAUUAUGAAAUACAUCGAGCCUCAAGAGUCCAUCAUCCUGAACGUUCUGUCAGCUACGGUUGACUUCACCACCUGUGAAUCCAUUCGGAUGUCCAGACAAGUUGACAAAACCGGUGAACGGACUCUGGCUGUUGUCACAAAGGCUGACAUGGCUCCUGAAGGUCUCCUGCAGAAGGUAACUGCAGAUGAUGUGAGUAUCGGACUUGGUUAUGUCUGCGUCAGAAACCGCAUAGGAGAAGAAACCUAUGAAGAAGCAAGGAUGCAAGAGGAGUUACUUUUCAGGACUCAUCCAAUGCUAUGCUUGAUUGAUGACGACAUUGUGGGUAUCCCUGUCUUAGCUCAGAAGCUAAUGCGUAUCCAGGCAACGAUGAUUGCCCGCUGUUUGCCUGAAAUUGUACGCAAGAUCAACCAGAAAAUGGAGUCUGCUGUCUUGGAUCUGAACAAGCUGCCAAUGGUAAUGGCUUCUACUGGAGAAGCAUUGAUGGAUACCAUUGGUUCUGCAAAAGAGUCUCUCUUACGAAUUCUCAUCCAAGGAGAUUUCUCAGAGUUCCCAGACGAUGCAAAAAUGCAUUGUACUGCUCGUUUGGCUGAUAUGUUAAGCCAGUUCUCAGAUAAUCUGCAAGCAAAGCCCGAGGAUGUUACCGAGUUCUUGAUGAAUGAGAUCAAAGUUCUGGACGAAUGCAAGUGUGUUGGACUGCCCAACUUCAUCCCGAGAUCAGCCUUCUUGGCCAUUCUCUCGCAACAUGUGGAUGAUAUACAUGUCAAGCCGGUCGAAUUCAUCAAGAAGAUAUGGGACUAUGUCGAAGUUGUUCUCUCCCAAGUCAUCACCAAAUACUCUGAAAACUUCCCACAGAUCCAAUCUUCCAUCAAAAGGGCCGGUCGAAAUCUGAUGUGCAAGAUAAAGGAAACAUCUGUGAAUCGAGUGAUUGAGAUCGUUGAGAUGGAGAAGCUUACCGAUUACACAUGUAACCCUGAGUACAUGACGUCUUGGACGGAGAAGACAGGUGCACAAGGGAGCUUCAUCCAUGCCGUUUUGAACGAUGUGAAGAGACCUGAGAUUUUCUCUGUGCCUGGAUUCGGGAAUGUGAAGAUUUCGCAUCUGAGAAAGUAUCAUGUUCAUCUACUGCAACAAGCUUUUGACAUGAAGAUGAGAAUGACAUCGUACUGGACCAUCGUCCUGCGAAGAAUUGUGGAUAACCUCGCGCUGUAUCUUCAGCUAUCUGUCAAGUAUCUCGUCAACACUCAGUUUCAGAAGGAGAUCGUUGCGGAAAUGGUGGAUCCCAGAGGAGGCGGAGGAGUCGAGAGGAUGCUGGAGGAGUCUCCGGCGGUGGCGAGCAAGAGAGAGAAGCUUAAGACUAGUAUCAAGCUCUUGAAGGAGUCGAAGGACGCAGUCGCAUCCAUUGUUGAUCAGAGCUCUGGUUAUGGAGAUCGUUGA